AGCCAUGGAGAUAUGGUUGAAUCAAUCAUCCACAGAUGACUUUGUCCUCUUGGGCAUCUUUUCCUACAGUUCCACUGACCUUGUUCUUUUCUCAGCAGUCAUGAUGGUCUUCAUAGUGGCCCUCUGUGGGAAUGUCCUCCUCAUCCGCCUCAUCUACAUGGAUUCUCGACUUCAUACACCCAUGUACUUCUUCCUUAGUCAGCUCUCCCUCAUGGACCUGAUGUUGGUCUGCACCAAUGUGCCUAAGAUGGCAGUCAACUUCCUGUCUGGCAGGAAGUCCAUCUCCUUUGUAGGUUGUGGCAUACAAAUGGGUCUUUUUGUCUCACUCAUGGGAUCUGAAGGGCUCUUGCUGGGACUUAUGGCUUAUGACCGGUAUGUGGCCAUUAGCCAUCCACUUCACUAUCCUAUCCUCAUGAGUCAGAGGGCCUGUCUCAAGAUUGUUGGGAGCUCCUGGGCCUUUGGGAUAAUAGAUGGUUUGAUCCAGAUGGUGGUAGUAAUGACAUUUCCUUUCUGUGGCUUGAGGGAGGUGGACCACUUCUUUUGUGAUAUGUUAUCCUUAAUGAAGCUGGCCUGUGCAGACACAUCUAUUUUUGAGAACUUUGCUUUUGCUUGCUGCAUCAUCAUGCUGUUUCUUCCCUUCUCCAUUAUUGUGGCCUCCUAUGCUCGCAUCCUGAGAACUGUGCUCCACAUGUGCUCUACUCAAGCUGGUAAAAAGGCUCUGGCCACAUGUUCCUCCCACCUGACAGCUGUGUUCCUCUUCUAUGGGGCAGCCAUGUUCAUCUACCUGAGACCUAGGAGCUACCGGGCCCCAAGCCAUGACAAGGUGGUAUCUGUCUUCUACACAGUCCUUACUCCUAUGCUCAACCCCCUCAUUUAUAGCUUGAGAAACCAGGAGGUGAUGGGAGCCCUGAAGAAAGGGCUGGACCAUUGCAGAAUUGGCAACCAAACCUGAACUUCAGGCCAGAUAUUGUGACUCUGUGAUGUUGGAUAAAUAAACUCUAUGUGAGGCUCAAUUAUCUUAUUAAUAAGAGAAUCAUGAAACCUGAAGCCUCAGAGAGGUCUUUU
Messenger RNA from Bubalus bubalis (water buffalo), 1065 nucleotides. Its product is annotated as olfactory receptor 2V2-like. Bases 5 to 952 code for a protein of 315 amino acids. Lineage: Eukaryota; Metazoa; Chordata; Mammalia; Artiodactyla; Bovidae. The record is from RefSeq and is a predicted model, not a curated record. Gene Ontology annotation, cellular component: membrane. The transcript has a single exon. Gene Ontology annotation, molecular function: olfactory receptor activity; G protein-coupled receptor activity. Gene Ontology annotation, biological process: G protein-coupled receptor signaling pathway.